Messenger RNA from Glycine soja, 4105 nucleotides. Its product is annotated as translocase of chloroplast 159, chloroplastic-like. Lineage: Eukaryota; Viridiplantae; Streptophyta; Magnoliopsida; Fabales; Fabaceae. Gene Ontology annotation, molecular function: GTPase activity; GTP binding. The record is from RefSeq and is a predicted model, not a curated record. The transcript has a single exon. Gene Ontology annotation, biological process: protein targeting to chloroplast. Bases 126 to 3848 code for a protein of 1240 amino acids. Gene Ontology annotation, cellular component: chloroplast outer membrane.
CAUUACUGGAUGGAUGGAUGGAUAGACAUAUAAGAAUGGCUGAGUCCGUAGCGUAAGAGAGAGAGCUUAAAACCCUUUCGCUGCGCCUCAUCCAAUCCUAAAACCUUAUCUCUAAAUUCAUUCCAAUGGAUUCUUCUUCUUCUUCCGACCCUUCUCUUCCCCAAACCUCUGUUCUCCUCUCUGACCAAUCGCCCUCUCUCCCUCCCGCUUCCGACUCUGAGAACCACCAUGGCUUCGUAAGCGCUGAAGAUGGCGCUUUGGAGGCCCAACCCUCCCGCCCCCUUCUCGUCAACUCUUCUGAGCCCGUCCUCGAUUCUCCUCCCGACGAUGCCCACAGGCCCGUUGCGAAGGUGUCCGGGGACGAUGAUGAAGACGGUUCCGUUGUUGAGGGCGCGGACGACGUCGUUGAGGUUGCGAACGAUGUCGUUUUGGAGGAAGGCGGCGAGAAAGAGGAAUCGGGGCAGGCAAUGAAGGAGGGGGAUUUUAGCGAUAGUAACGAGGUCUUUGUGGAGGCUUCUGGCGGUGAUGAUGAUAUUAAAGAGAUUCAGAGUGGUGUUGUUGCCGUGGAGAAUGGAGUCGAACUGAGUGGUACUGAUAAAGGGUUUGAGGCUGCUGCUGUUGAAUUGAAUGAGGAAGAGGCGAAAGAGAAGGAGGUGGAGGAGAAAGUUAACGACGGUGGGACCGACAAUUCGGAUUCUGUGGUGGAUGAGAAGAGUGAGGGUGUUGAUGUUGAAAAGGACGAUGGUGGUGGUGUAGAUGCUGUUGUUGAUAGCGUCGAGGUUAAUGUGUUGGGGUCUGGGGUUGCUGUUGUUGGGGAUGAGCUGGGGGUUGAUGAGUCUGAGAUUAAAGGGCUAGAAGAGCCGGAGAGUCGUGGGGUGAGUCUGGAUAAUGGUUUUGAGCCCAUUGAGAAGGGUGAGGAGGAGGUUGUUGAUAAGCUUGUUGAUGGGGGUGAUGGUCAAUCGGGUGCUGAAGGUGUUGUCGUUGGUGGGGAUGAUGUGUCUGGUGAGAAUGGAGAUGAUGGAGAUGGGUUGAAGAGUGACAUUGUUGUUCCUCCCGAGGAAGGUGGUGGAGGUUCGGAGUUUGUUGAGAAAGAUGAGGUAAAGAUGGAGGGUGAUGUUGUUGAGGGAGAAAAUGGGAGCCGUGUGGAGGAGGAGGUUGGUCAUCAUGGUGACAGGGAGAUUGAUGAUUCGGAAUUGGAUGGGAAAAUUGGGAGCCAUGUGGAGGAGGUGGAGGAGAUUGGUGCCAAUGGUGACAGGGAGAUUAAUGGUUCGGUGUCGGAUGAGAAGGGUGAUGGAGUGGUGUUUGGAAGCACGGAUGCUGCCAAUAAGUUCCUGGAGGAUUUGGAAUUACAGCAAUCACGUGCCAGCGGGAGUUCCCGGGAUGAUGGCCAGAUUGUUAGCGAUUCGGAUGAAGAAGAGGAGACUGAUGAUGAAGGAGAUGGCAAGGAGCUGUUUGAUACUGCUACAUUGGCGGCUCUUUUGAAAGCGGCGUCUGGUGCGGACCAGGAUGGCGGCAGUAUCACAAUAACCUCUCAAGAUGGGUCCAGGCUUUUCUCUGUUGAGCGCCCUGCUGGUUUGGGAUCAUCGCUCUCCUCAGGUAAACCUGCCAUGAGGCAAACUCGUCCGAGUCUUUUUACUCCUUCCAUUAGUAGAGCUAGUGCCAUUUCUGAUAGCAAUUUGAGCGAAGAGGAGAAAAAGAAACUGGAGAAAUUGCAUGAAAUUAGGGUCAAAUACUUGAGACUGGUUCAUAGGCUGGGUUUUACUACCGAAGAAUCAAUAGCAGCUCAGGUACUGUACCGGAUGACACAUGUUGCGGGGAGGCAAAGUGGUCAAAUGUUUAGCGUAGAGUCUGCAAAGGAGACUGCUUCCCAGCUUGAAGCUGAGGCAAGAGAUAAUUUUGAUUUUUCUGUAAAUAUUCUGGUUCUUGGGAAAGCAGGUGUGGGCAAGAGUGCUACGAUCAAUUCAAUUUUUGGUGAGACGAAGACCAGCAUUAAUGCUUGUGGUCCUGCUACUACUGCUGUGACAGAAAUUGUUGGGGUGGUUGAUGGAGUGAAGAUAAGGAUUUUUGACACACCAGGCCUCAAGUCCUCUGCAUUUGAACAAAAUUUCAAUACAAAAGUCCUGUCCGCGGUGAAGAAAUUGACUAAAAAAUCUCCCCCUGAUAUUGUGCUGUACGUGGAUCGCCUGGACCUGCAAACUAGAGAUAUGAAUGAUCUGCCAAUGUUAAGAUCAAUUACCAGUGUCCUGGGUUCAUCAAUAUGGCGAAAUGUCAUAGUCACUCUGACCCAUGCUGCCUCUGCUCCUCCAGACGGGCCAUCAGGUGCCCCAUUGAGUUAUGAUGUAUUUGUUGCUCAAAGAUCUCACAUAGUUCAACAAACCAUUGGACAAGCUGUUGGGGACCUACGUCUUAUGAAUCCGAGCUUAAUGAAUCCAGUUUCUCUUGUUGAAAAUCAUCCUUCUUGUCGGAAAAAUAGAGAUGGCCAGAAGGUGCUUCCUAAUGGUCAAAGUUGGAGGCCUCUCUUGUUGCUCUUAUGCUACUCAAUGAAGAUUCUUUCUGAAGCCAGUAACGUUUCAAAAACUCAAGAAUCACCAUUUGACCAGCGCAGGCUGUUUGGUUUUCGUCCUCGCUCCCCACCACUUCCAUACUUGUUGUCUUGGUUAUUGCAGACACGUACCUACCCAAAACUCCCUGCUGAUCAGGGUGGGGCUGACAAUGGUGAUUCUGAUAUUGAAAUGGCUGAUUUAUCUGAUUCUGAUCUAGAUGAAGAUGAGGAUGAGUAUGACCAGCUCCCACCAUUUAAGCCUAUGAAGAAAUCUCAGGUUGCUAAGCUUACUAAAGAGCAGCAGAAAGCAUAUUUUGAGGAGUACGAUUAUCGGGUGAAACUUCUACAGAAAAAGCAAUGGAGAGAGGAGUUGAGAAGGAUGAGAGAGAUGAAGAAAAAAGGUAACACUAAAGAAAAUGACUAUGGUUACACGGAAGAAGAUGAUCAAGAGAAUGGAAGUCCAGCAGCAGUGCCAGUUCCAUUGCCUGAUAUGGCCCUGCCACCAUCCUUUGACAGUGACAAUCCAGCCUAUAGAUACCGUUUCUUAGAGCCAACUUCUCAGCUCCUGACAAGGCCAGUCUUAGACAGCCAUGGGUGGGAUCAUGAUUGUGGUUAUGAUGGUGUAAACAUUGAACAGAGUCUAGCCAUCAUCAAUAAAUUCCCAGCAGCUGUUACUGUUCAGGUAACAAAGGAUAAGAAAGACUUCAGCAUGCACUUGGAUUCCUCAGUUGCUGCAAAACUUGGAGAGAACGGAUCAGCCAUGGCAGGCUUUGACAUUCAAAACAUUGGAAAGCAGCUAGCUUACAUUGUUAGAGGAGAGACCAAAUUAAAAAAUUUCAAAAGAAAUAAAACUUCUGCUGGUGUGUCUGUGACAUUUUUUGGUGAAAAUGUGUCUACUGGGCUGAAAGUUGAGGAUCAGAUUGCUGUCGGGAAACGCGUGGUAUUAGUAGGUAGCACAGGGGUUGUGAAGUCUCAAACUGAUUCUGCUUAUGGUGCCAAUGUUGAAGUGCGGCUUAGAGAGGCAGAUUUUCCAAUUGGCCAGGACCAGUCUUCACUGAGCCUUUCUCUUGUGAAGUGGAGAGGAGACCUGGCUUUGGGGGCUAAUCUUCAGUCCCAAUUUUCUGUUGGACGAGGUUAUAAGGUGGCUGUUCGCGCUGGAUUGAACAACAAGCUCAGUGGACAGAUCUCUGUGAGAACAAGUAGCUCAGACCAGCUUCAGAUUGCCCUUAUUGCUAUUCUUCCGAUUGCCAAGGCUAUCUACAAAAACUUCUGGCCUGGGGCUAGUGAGAAUUAUUCUAUCUACUAGAUUGUGUCUUUUUGUUUGCGUUGCCAGCAAGGAAAAGUAGACUACGAGUUUAUCAUAUCAUGUUGCUUCUUUUCGUUACUGUCUUAUUAUAAUGAGUUUUUUUUUCUUAGUUUCGUCUAGACUAUUGAAUUCCUGCUAUAUUAGUGCUUUUAUGUGCCUGAAAAUUGUACUGCAAUUGAGAUGGAACCUACAAGAAAUUGAUUCAUAAAUUUUGUUAGCAUCUAUUUGAAUAAUGUUGAUGUCAGAUUAUGCUGUUA